UUUUGGACUUGCGUAGCCUGAGACCCAGCACUACAUAGUACUGGCAGACUGAGCUGAGCAAGCUCCACUCUACUCCUCCCUGACGACUACUGAAUUCAUGACACUUGCGGAAAACGACAGUUCUCCUCCAUGCGUCAAGGGAAAAGGAAAGGCCAGGCAUUCUGAACCUUCAGAACAAACACCCCUGCUACUACACCACAGUGAUGUUACUCCCAGUCAGCCACGUGCUACAGACGAUGAAGACGUCGACCUUGAAAGCAGCUCGGACGCUCGGCGAAGGCUUUGGUCCAAGCUUAUAUUUGUUUUCCUGGCAUCUCUGUCUUCCUGCAUCGUAAUAUUUCUGCUGCUUGCUCUGUUGGCAUACUCUUAUGCCGCCAGAUUGUCGCAUGUGUCCCCAGAAGACAUCUUAGAGAAUGCGCUGGUGAUCCAAGGGCCGUACCGGGUGAGCGUACUCAAUGUUACAGCAGACGGCGGGACAUGGAUAGAAGUACGAGCAAGAGUUGGAAUUGAUGCGGGAUCAAUAGUGGGAGUCGAUAUGGAUGAUGACGAGGGAACAUUGUAUAACAUCUGGAAGUCGUUUGGUCAAUGGGGCGUCAAGAUUCUGGAUAGAGUUACAGUGGACAUCUCUACCGCUCAAAUCUUCUCUCAGCGACAGGCACUCUUAGCCACGCUCCAUUCCCCACCAUUUGAACUUCCUCUCACUGUCGAUCCCCCAUACGAUGAUUCGUGGUUAUCCUCAUUGUCUUUAACUAUUUUUGUCAUCCCCACCCAGGACGCGUCUGAUAUGAACCAGUUCGUGCACGACUCCUGGCAUUCUGGUGCUGCGUCUGUACAUGCCUCUGUUCCUAGCGUGGUCGUCUCUGGGGGCUCGACGAACAAAGGCGAUUGGAGGCACAUGCUAAGGCUCCAGAGAUUAGGUAUACAAACUCAGUUGUCCAUGCAGCUUCCACCGAUCCCUGGCUUGCCCAUCCCGGGCAAGGAUGUACCACUACCAUCCGUUUCGCAGCUGAUCACGUUGCAAUCUUUCGGCGUGGAGUCUGAAGCUAAAGACGUGACUGUACAUGCCCUUGCGACUGUCGUCAAUCCCGUGCCACCUAUAAUGAACCUAACUGCACCCUCACUUCCAUUCAUAAUUUCACUCCCCGGCAAAAACCAUUCAUCAGUACCGAUAGCAUCGGUACACACUGACCCGUUCACCCUGACCCACCCCAACAUCACGCUCACUAUCUCUGGAAGCGUUCUCCCUCUCCCCGCCCAUCCUUCCGCAUCCAUAUCCGCCUUCCUUAGUAGAUACCUCUCCCUCGAACCUAACCUCGUAUCCGUCGCAUGUCCACUAUUCCCAUCUUUUACGGUGGACAUGGAAUUCCCGCCCCCCAGUUCCAAACCACACAUACUCCGCAAUGUAACGAUUCACGACAUGAAGAUAAAACCAAACUCUGCUAGCACCGGUUUUCUUGCGAGUGGUUCGGUGUUCGCUCGCAUAGUGCUGCCUAAAGGAAUGGACCUUGCACUGAAUGUUACUCGCGUAUUUCCUGAUGUUCUGGUCUUCGACGGGGAAGCCCAUGAAUUGCCUACACUUCUCUUUCCCCAACAGAAAGACGAAGACGAAUUACCGGAUCCACUUCCAGAACACGCAUUUGGUCAUAUACGACCUGAAGAUUGGUUGGAAGCGACAAGCGUUCAAGUCGACUCCGAAGGAGAAGGCUCCAUGUUCGCAGUCACCGCAGAUAUGGUCAAUGUCCCGUUGGAGGUGCUUCCUGGUAGGCAGAAACAAUUCAGCAAUUUCAUCAGCAAGGUUGUAUUUGGCACCCAUGGUGCAUUGGCUGGCUUGCAGGGAACUACUGAUGUCGGGGUGUACAUCGUCGGAUUACCGUUCCGUGAUCAUGAGGACACGGCCACAGGAAUGGACCUUUUGGGUCUGCCCUUCCAAGGGAGCGUACGCGUUGGAAUGAAAGAUCUACUGGUAUGACGGCUCCCUUGAUCUUUUCUCUGAAGGACUAUGUAAUUUAUUUGCCUGUAUCAUCAUGCAUUCACGACUGCUAAGCACAUUCCUAUACAUUGUUGACAUAGUGGUUCACUACGCCGCACUGGAAUUCAG
Suillus subalutaceus is the source of this 2098-nucleotide messenger RNA. RefSeq lists its product as uncharacterized. The transcript has 3 exons. NCBI's taxonomy places the organism in Eukaryota, Fungi, Basidiomycota, Agaricomycetes, Boletales, Suillaceae. The record is from RefSeq and is a predicted model, not a curated record. Bases 98 to 1969 code for a protein of 623 amino acids.